Molecule: messenger RNA, 4377 nt
Organism: Ruditapes philippinarum (Manila clam)
Lineage: Eukaryota; Metazoa; Mollusca; Bivalvia; Venerida; Veneridae
Product: P-selectin-like
Exons: 9
Coding region: 185-2029 (614 amino acids)
Source: RefSeq, a predicted model, not a curated record
AUUUACAUUGACUUGCGCAUGCGCAGUUAACGUAGGAAAUAAAUAGAGACAAAAAGUUGAUUAUUUACUGAAUCAAGCAACAAAUGUAAUUUUUAUGAGCUAAGGGAGUACAACGACAAAGUCCUACAAAUGAUAUGAUAUGAUAAUUAGAAUAGAAAGGUAACACACCAUACAUAGAGACAAUAUGGUUGACAUGGCAACUGUAACAUGGAUAAUGCUGGUACUACUUUCUCUGGUGCUGCACACGUUUGCUCAAACUACAGUUGCUAACAGUUUUGGUACAAACUGUACAGAUCCUGAAGAUUUUCAUAAUGGAAUCUGGAUGGAGAAAAGCAGUCCAAAGACAAUACUGUUUAGAUGUCAUAAUGGCUAUGAGUUGAAAGGGCCGGAUAAAUGGAUAUGUUUAAGUAACGGCACAUGGAACCAUCCCCAGAUGCCUACAUGUCAGCUUACAGGUGUAGAGGUUAAACCAGCUUUUGAAACUGUGACAUGUGAGAAACCAUAUGUAAUCAACGGUAACAUAAAGUAUGCAUUCAAUUCUCAAUUCACACCAGGGGAUUCUAUUCUAGUUCAAUGUAAUGAUGAAUAUGCAAUGAAAGUUGACAGUACUUUAGUGAAAAAUCUCAACUUAUACUGUAGUCAGGAUGGGAAGUGGGCUACCAGUGAUGGUUGGAUAAUUAAUCCUCAAUGCUCAGUAAGCCUAUGUGGUAGUCCACCAGAUGUUCCACACAGCAGUAGAGGAGAAUCAUUUGAUGAAUCGCAGGCUAAAAUGCAGGUUGUUGAAGGACAGGGGAUAUAUUACACAUGUAAUUCGGGCUAUACUAUGGUGGAUAGUACUGCAAAUCAUUUAGUCUGCAUAAAUGGAGAAUGGCAGGGAAACUUGCCAACAUGUAUAUCACUUGAAAAGUGUCCAGAACCAGAUGAUAUAAGUCAUGGAGGUUUUAAAGUAGAUGGUGUUGAUUUCAAUGAUCUUACUCAUUUUAAGUUGAGCACUAUUGUACAUUACACAUGUAGUGAAGGUUAUAAAAUGAUCGGUCCUUCCAGUAUUGAGUGUUUAGAGGGGGCUAGGUGGUCCCAUCAUCCCCCACAAUGCGUUCCCCUACAAGAGGAAAGCAAGUAUUGUCGAAGCAUCAAAGCUAUUAACAAUGGGCGUUGCUUCUGUGAGUCAAAGAGUGAUUUGCAGUACUGUGAACCGUUCUUCCCAGGUAUGCAUGUAGAAUGUGUCUGUAAAGAGGGAUACAAGCUUAUAGGUCAGUCUAUUGUUACAUGUAAAUCUGAUGGACACUGGGACUAUUCAAUGCCAUCUUGUGUUCAAGAUAUGGAAAUCAACGAUAACAAAUCCAAUGGUUCUGGAGGUAGUCAAUCACACAUGAGUACUUUAGCCAUUGUUGUUGCCACAGCUUGCAGUGUUCUUGGUGUUCUACUUUUGAUUAUGGUGAUAAUGGUGUUCAGGCGUAGAAAACCCCACCCACCUCGAUUAUGCCGACCGUCCUCUGUUCCCCCACCGUAUUCUCGUGUUCAUAGCAAUUCACUGGAUGAGCAAGAUCGUAUGUUACUCAUCGGCUAUGAUAACGCCCAAGUAGCUUUACCAUCAUAUGAAGAGGCUGUCAGGGGAAAUAACCAGCAUAAUCUUGGACAGCAGAGGUCAGGACAAGUUGGAGAAUAUCGCCCAUUACCAAGCAUUCCAACUAAUUUUCGUGCAGGACAAAUGCACAGUGGUGAAGCAUCUAGUAGACAUUCUAUAAUAACCACAAGUACAAUGAAUAGAGAUGGUAUAUCAGAAGUGUUUGGUUCUAUUGACACUGUGAACGUGAGCAUGAGUGAUGCAUCAACGGCUGUAACUAUAGAAACCUGUGAUAGUGCAUCAUCGCAUCAUUCCAAUGUGUCACGACGGGCAACUGCAGGCAGUAUCAACUCAUCUAAUAAUAGUUUAGUAACUGAAGACGUCCCAUUGUUGGAAAGUAACCAAAGAAAUGAUGAUAUAGAUUCUGUAGAAGAUGGUGAAGUACAAGAUAAACCUGAUAAUUGAUGAUAAACAUGUUAGAUAAACCAUAGAUGAUUAACAGAUAAGACUUCUUUGUUAUAAUAGUGCUGUUAUAUAAAAGUUGGAUGGAACUAUACUUUAUAAACCAGACAUGACCUGCUGACAUGUCAAGACUACUUCAUGGAGGAUAAACCAUAAAUGAUAAACAUGUGUACUAAGUUUAUCAUUCAACAUGUAGUGCUGAUAGACUGUGAGAGAAUGAACAUUGGAGUCAAUUUAUAGAUUAAAUAGUGUAUGGUAUAAGCAAAACUCAUUUUGCUUGGAAGGUUAACUUUCUUUCAACUUUUAAACAAGAUAUGAUAAACAGACCUGGAAGGCACUUUACUUGGUGAUAAACACAUACUGGUUAAAUUGUCAAGUGUCCAAGGGUUAUUAUAUUGUGCAAUGACAAACUAAACAGCUGAUUCUAAACAUUACACUCAAAGUACUGCUUUAAUGUGCUAAAUUAAUCAAAUUAUACAUGUAUAUGAUAUAUAGAUGUGAUAAACCUUCAAUAAAGUGAUAAACAUGUGAUCUAGAAUAAGAGGGUACCCUCUAUAAUGGCAAAAGAUACACCAAAUAUUUAGUUGAUAAAAAUGCUGAAUCAUGAAAAUAUUUUUAAUUGAUAAACUUGAAAAACAUACUGAUAGUGUUGGAAAAAAGCUAUGCUAUGAAUUAUAAUGGACAGUUUAAUUUACUAUGUUCUGACACCAGACACCAAAGAAUUUAAAAGAAAAGGAAAGAAAUGUAGUGUUAAUAUUUUAUAUGAUUAAUAUCUGUUCACAUUGUAUGAGAAUGUCCUAUAAAUUAAGAUAAAUUUAUACUGUAAUAAUACACCAUUAGGAUGACGGUUCAUAUAAAUUUUUGUAUAUAUUUAUAUUGGUCAACUUGUAGCUGUUCCAUCAUUUCAUUCCAUAGUGCUGACAGGCUUUUACAUGUAUGAGUAUAUAGAGUGUUUUUUAAUCCCAUACCUACUGUGAAACUAAAUUGUGAUGCUUGGAAUCUGGGACUGUUCAGACUUUAGUUAUUGAAUUACAAUAUCAAAAUGAUAAAUUGAACGACAAUUCUAUAUAAAGUUUGACCAGACUUCCUGGAUAUAGAGACAGGCUUUAUGCUUGUGGCAUAAUCAAGCUUAGCAUAGUCAUUAUACUUCAGUGGUAAAACUUUAUAUGUACACCCACCCUCCCACCAAUGUAUGAUUUAUACCAUGAAAAAAAUCGUUCAGAUAGGUUUUUGAAAUAAUAGCACUUUUUUCAUUGAAUUUGUAAAAGCUUGUAUGUCAAAGAAAAGUAAGAAAGGAAGUAAUUGUAGCUAAAUGAUAUUGCAAAACUUCAGAUAUAGGGCAUUUGUAGUAUAUAGGUUAGUGCACCUUUUUGGUAGUUAUUGGAAGUAAAGAAUUUUUUUUUUUAAUUUUUGGCCAGAUUAUAUUAUGAAAACGUAAACUGUCUAAAUGAAGCAACUACAUUCAAUUUUUCAAGAUAGAAAUUGAAAAUUAAAAGUCAGACAACUUUUCUCUUCUUUUUUUUUUUUUUUGUGAAAAGCGUUUCAAGUUGAAUGGAAGUUGUGUCCCUUUGACUUUGAAUGAGAUGUUAAAUGUUGAAUAUAAGUCUAAAUAUUGAAACAAUAUUGUUGAUGUUUUGAAUCAUUGUUUAAUAGAUUUACAUUUCUUUAUAUAAUCAUCCCAUCAAGUGUCCAGGGCACUUAACAAAGUUACAGAAAAAUGGGGCACUAAAAGUGGUACUUAUACAUGUAUCAAGCCUAAAAACAUUUCAAGAAGCCAGACAUCCAUAAAUUGUAAGCUAAAAAUCAUAUUUUUUCUAGGGGGUAGUAAAAAUCUGAACAUGCCAUAAACAAAAUGAUAAACUUUCAAGAUUGAAUUAAAUUUGUUUACGAAUUACUUGUUGUCUCAUAUUUUGAUAUAAGUGACUGUUCUUUUGCCGAAUAAAAACAGUUUACGGGGCAGUUACAAGGCCAUUGGCGGUACAUGAUACAAAUACAUUAUAUGCUCACUUUUCAUCUGCUGUACUUUGGUCAGAUUUUGUUUAAUUUAUUAGUAUGAAUGUAUACUUGUAAUUAUGUUUAAUCUGAAAAUGACAACAGGAUAAAAUUGGUAACAUGUUUUUUGGGGUAUGUUUAGCAUUGAUUUAAGAAAAUAAAAGAUAAGUAAGUCUUAUAUUCUCUGAAGCUUUUCUCUUCUUCAAUUAAUUGUCAUUAUGAUGUAGUAUUUGCUAUGAUUGGAUGUGAUUAUAUUGUUUGGUGUUUUAAGACAAUUUUUUAAAAUUGUGAUACGAUUAUUUUUUUGUAACUUUCUUUCAUUAUAAAUUCUUUGAAGUGAUUUUUAAAAAAAAAAAAUU